This is a messenger RNA of Gilbertella persicaria, 499 nucleotides long. Its product is annotated as Homeodomain-like protein. The record is from RefSeq and is a predicted model, not a curated record. Lineage: Eukaryota; Fungi; Mucoromycota; Mucoromycetes; Mucorales; Choanephoraceae. Gene Ontology annotation, molecular function: DNA-binding transcription factor activity, RNA polymerase II-specific; RNA polymerase II cis-regulatory region sequence-specific DNA binding. Gene Ontology annotation, biological process: cell differentiation; regulation of transcription by RNA polymerase II. The transcript has 2 exons. The coding region runs from base 22 to 468 and encodes 148 amino acids.
UUUUUUUUUCAUUAUCAUACAAUGGCAUCAAAUGAAGAAAACCGAAGAGGCUCAUUAGCCAUUUCUGCUUUAUUAAAUGAUGAACCAUCUGAUAAGAGUCAAUCUACUUCACCUGUUCUGUCCAGUCAACCACCUUCAAAAGCAAAAAGAAAAAGAAUAUCCACUGCUCAAUAUGAACGAUUAAUGCAAGUCUUUGAUCAAACUGAUACCCCAUCUUCUGAAAUUAGAGAAAACUUGGCUGUGGAACUAGACAUGACAAAGAGAGAAGUACAGGUCUGGUUUCAAAAUCGUAGGGCCAAAGUCAAUAGGACAAAGAAUACAGCCAAUAAAAGGAACUCUUCUUAUUCGAUUGCACCCAUGCCACCUUAUCAUCCUUAUCGAAAACCCAAUGCUAUUGAUUUAUUAGCCAAAGCAGCAGAAUAUGUUCGAGCAGAUGAACAUAUCAAUCAGACUAAAUCCCCCUUGUAAAAUAAAUAAUAAAAGUAGUACAAGUCUCUCC